GUGCAUAAAAUGUAGAGUAAGACAUGUCCCUCUUCAAACAGGUGGCAUUGAAGUUUGUGGAUCAGUUGAAAAUUAAGAUGUGGGCUAAGAUGUUAGAAAAUGAGGAUGCACUACCACUGGAAAUUGCUCUGCUGCGUCAUGUUUGUCGCUCUCCCAGGUGCAAAGAGGUGACCCAACUGCUGGACUACUAUUGGUUCCCAGGGCCAGAGGGGGUGGGAGUUUAUCUUCUGAUUCUAGAGCGCCCAAUCCCUUGCAUGGACCUCUUUAAUUACAUGCAGGAAGAGAAAGGCUACCUAGAAGAAGGGAUGGCACGUCAAGUGAUGAAGCAGGUCGUGUCUGCGCUGCAACACUGCCACUCUAGGGGCGUGGUGCACAGGGACCUGAAGCCAGAAAACAUCCUCAUACAGAUGACCAAUUACAAUGUCAUGCUGCUAGAUUUUGGCUCUGCUUCUGUACUCAAAGAAGGACCCUAUACAGAAGUGGCAGGGACUCCAGAGUAUUUUCCUCCUGAGACUGUGCUGAAAGGGGAGUAUUUUGCCUUACCAGCCACUGUGUGGUCACUAGGGAUACUUCUGUUCCAGAUGGUGUGGGGUGAUGUUCCCUUCUACACUGAUGCCAGCAUUGCCAAGGCAACUCUUUACUUCCCACGUGGAAUAUCCAGAGAUUGUCGUCACCUGAUUCGCAGAUGUCUAUCUGUAUGUCCUCAUGACCGACCAACUUUGGAACAGAUCCAAGAGCACCCAUGGAUGCAAUAGAACUACACAAGAGUUCAAGCACUUUUCAUACAAUUAUUCAUGAAGCCAAACAAUAAACAA
Molecule: messenger RNA, 815 nt
Organism: Osmerus eperlanus (European smelt)
Lineage: Eukaryota; Metazoa; Chordata; Actinopteri; Osmeriformes; Osmeridae
Product: serine/threonine-protein kinase pim-2-like
Exons: 6
Coding region: 24-755 (243 amino acids)
Biological process (GO): negative regulation of apoptotic process; protein autophosphorylation; regulation of mitotic cell cycle
Cellular component (GO): cytoplasm
Molecular function (GO): protein serine/threonine kinase activity; ATP binding
Source: RefSeq, a predicted model, not a curated record